Molecule: messenger RNA, 1140 nt
Organism: Neurospora tetraspora
Lineage: Eukaryota; Fungi; Ascomycota; Sordariomycetes; Sordariales; Sordariaceae
Product: S-adenosyl-L-methionine-dependent methyltransferase
Exons: 5
Coding region: 1-1140 (379 amino acids)
Molecular function (GO): methyltransferase activity
Source: RefSeq, a predicted model, not a curated record
AUGGUGACCAGUCCCAAGAGCCCCAAGAGCCCGGUCUCUCAGAGCCCCAAUAGCAACCAAGCGUCCAGCCCGCCGGCACCCGUUGUCUCUGGUUCAGGCCCAACACCGCUCGGCGCCGAGGAACAAAACGCAGCUGGCCUUCUCCCGGCCUCGCACUGGACACAGCAGCCACUCGCAGAAGAGGAUCCUGCAGAUGACGGCGCCUCUACUAUCGGUUCCUUUACUUCGAGCACCGCUUCCUUGAGUUCGAAAAUCUUUGAGUACCGCACUAUCCAUGGAAGAACUUACCACGGUGAUGUUGGCAAUGCCGAGGCAUGGGAGCCCAAUGACCAGCGUCACGUUGAGGCCAUGGAGAUCUUCCACCACGCCAUGCUAGUUCAACUGGAUGGCAAGCUCUAUCUUUCUCCGCUUGACAAGAAGAAGGUCCAUAGAGUGCUCGACAUUGCAACAGGCUCUGGCAUGUGGGCUAUUGAUUUUGCCGACGAGUUCCCUAAUGCCGAAGUCAUUGGCACCGACGUUUCCCCUAUCCAGCCGUCCUGGGUCCCUCCAAACGUAAAGUUUGAAAUCGACGAUUGUAACCAAGAAUGGACUUGGGCCGAGAAUAGCUUCGAUUUUAUCCAUAUGCGUAUGCUGAUUGGCGUCGUUGACGGCGAUUGGUCUGCCCUGUUCCGGAAUGCCUUCCGGUGCUGUAAGCCGGGCGGUUACGCGGAGAGUUGUGUUUGUGAUAUCACUUUUGUGAGUGAUGAUGGAUCGGUGAAGGAAGGUAGCGCUAUGGACCAAUGGGGCAAGGUUUUUACAGAGGGCGGUAAAAAGCUAGGCAGGACGUUUUCAGUGUAUGAAGAGGAUUUGCAACGCAAGGGCAUGGAAGCGGCCGGAUUCGUUGAUGUUGAAUUCGUGGACAUUCAAUGUCCCAUAGGGGUCUGGCAUCCUGAGAAGAAACCGGCGGAAAGGGGGCUUUGGUAUAAGAUGGCAGUUGAGGCAGACCUUGAGGGAUAUAUCAACUACAUCUUGCAGGUUGUAAUGGGCUGGACUCCAGAGGAGACCAAGGCUUUUGCUACACACGUCAAGCAGGAAUGGAACAACCCCGAGAUUCACGGGUAUUUCAUGAUCCGUGUGGUAUACGGCCGCAAGCCGGAGUAA